AUGCCCGCGCGGCCAAAGCGCAUUCCGCGCACGAAUCGGUCUCGCUGGACACCUUCGGACCCGAUGCGUCAUCAACCCAACAACGUCUACCUCUUCUCCCACUCACGCCCCUGCCGCAAACCCCGCUCCGGCCACCACCCCGUCACCGCCGACCACACUGUCGUUGCCCCGCUGCCAUUAUCCACCGACAUCUGCCCUGCCCCAAACCCUGCACUGAGCGCAGCGGCGGUCAGCAUCACCACCACGACCUCAUGCACUCCCCUCGAUGAUAAGACGACGUCUGAUGUCCCACCACCACCAACACUUCCACCUCCAGCGAUAUGGACUCAGUUCAUACCCCUCCCCAUUGCGAUCGCGCUUUCCCCUCAUGCAUCGGCCUGGUCAGUCACUUGCAAAUCCAUUGCACGGAGACUGACCGCAUCCGCCUUAACUGCCCUCACUGCUCCGUACGUUCACUCACCGCAUGGGCUUCUUAGGCCAUAUGCGCACGAACGAAAAGCUGUGGGAGACAACCGCCGACUAUAUUACACAUCCUCCGCCAACGACCGCAUCACACAACAAUAA
Spirometra erinaceieuropaei is the source of this 564-nucleotide messenger RNA. Lineage: Eukaryota; Metazoa; Platyhelminthes; Cestoda; Diphyllobothriidea; Diphyllobothriidae. The record is from the annotation of a GenBank genome assembly.